CGCGUGUGUGUGUGUGUGACCUCUUGUGCGCAACGGUCAUUCUUCUCCGGAUUUACGGCUUCUUAGCAUUCUUCCAACUGCUCAAUGACAAACACAAAGAUGUCUUUUGAUCCACACGAUAAUACCGAGCAAAUCAAUGAACAAAUCAGAAAGAACAAAACUUUCAGAGUAGCUUUCAUUCAUCCAGAUCUAGGAAUCGGUGGAGCAGAAAGAUUAGUAGUCGAUGCAGCGAUUGGUUUGCAAGAAUUAGGUCAUGAGGUAGAUAUUAUCACUUCGCAUCAUGACCCAACCCAUUGUUUCGAGCCAACACGGGAUGGUACAUUAAACGUUCGGCAUGCCAAGACAAAUGUUCCCCGACAUAUCUUUGGCGGACUUCAUUUACCCUUAGCCAUUGCAAGACAGAUGUCACUCUUUUUCCAACUCUUACUCGCUCUGUUCGCUUUCCGAUUCCAUGGCUCAAUACCAAGCUUCCUCUAUAAGCUACUAACGAGUCUUUCACCUUUGCAAGGGUAUGACGCAUUUGUCGUCGAUCAAUUAUCCGCCAUCGUUCCGCUCUUACGGAUCUUUACUGCAACAAGAGUCAUCUUUUACUGUCACUUUCCCGACAAAGAUGUGAGCAACAGUAUCGCCUUGCAAAAAGCCAUCGAGCGUGGUCAGCCAGGUCCAGGCGUUGUACGCUCUAUAUACCGCAUUCCUUUUGAUAUGUUGGAGGAGAUGACUUUAAGUACAUCAGACAAAAUUAUGGUCAAUUCCGAAUUCACCUCCAGGCAAUUCGUGCAAACAUUUCACCGUUUGGCAAGAAUUCCUAGAGUUGUUUAUCCCGGUAUCGAUUUACAAGAGUCUUCGGAUGCACAUAUCACAUCACAACUUGCAAAGCUUACCGCUAACGAAUCAAAGAAUCCAACAACAGAUUCCGGUGUUGAAUCUGUGCAAAAAGCGAUCCGAACAAUCGUUCAAUCAGAAGACAGGCCAACACUCAUCUCGAUCAAUCGCUUCGAGGCAAAGAAGAACGUUGCGCUGGCUUUAGAGACAUUUGUACAGGUGCAAAAGGAAUAUGCUGCUCAAGGAAAUUCUCAAAAGCUGCGUUUGGUCUUGGCAGGUGGAUAUGAUUAUCGAUUGCAAGAUAACAUUCUGACGUUGAAAGAACUUCAAGAACAAUGUCAAAAGCAUGGCUUGGCACAAUUGACACUCUUUUAUAAUCGUGCAAGUCCUCAUGAACCUCCUGCAAGUGCUCCUCCUGCAGCUGAAUGGAAGAAUGCAAGCGUGAUCUUCUUGCCAAGUGUACCGUAUGUGUUACUGACAAGUUUGUUGAAAAAUCGAUCAACAAGAAUCCUGCUUUACACACCAACGGAUGAGCAUUUCGGAAUCGUACCUUUAGAGGCAAUGGCAGUUGGUGUUCCCGUAUUGGCAACAAAUACUGGAGGUCCGAUGGAAAGCGUGGUAGAUUUGAAUGUACAGAAAAAUGAAAAAGGCACCACUGAUGGUCCGAAUGGAGGAUUACUCUAUACCAACACGAGCGGAACAGGUCUCCUUCGUCGUGCAAAGGCAACAUUAUGGGCUCCAGCUGCGUUGGAUUUGCUAAAGUUGAGUGAAUCGCAACAAAAAGAGAUUGCGCGAAACGCACAAGAUCGUGUGAAAGAAAAAUUCUCACGUCAAGCCAUGAGUAAACAGUUUGAGACUUGUUUAUGGGAACUUGAAAAGAUGGGAGCCGUUCGUGCCGAAGAAGGUUUAAUUCAAUGGUCAAUUUCCGUAAUGAUGUUCAUCUUGAUGAUGGGAACUUUUAUUUAUUUUGUACGUUUCGCCAAUAGAGCCGAACUUGAUGGAUUAAGAAAGCUCAGAUCUGGAAGAGCCAAACUUCAAGCAAUGCAAGAUUCAAUCAAUCAACAAAGAGAAGAAUUACAGGCAUCCAUCGCAGCAGCAGCAUCUGCAGCCUCUCAAUCGAGUUCUUGAUAUCGGGAAGCGCUACAUUCUGUAUAAAUGAUCUAAUCCAAUCAUCUCAUUGAGUGGCGAGUGUUUCACAAUAGAGCAA
This is a messenger RNA of Meira miltonrushii, 2029 nucleotides long. Its product is annotated as UDP-Glycosyltransferase/glycogen phosphorylase. The transcript has a single exon. Gene Ontology annotation, molecular function: alpha-1,3-mannosyltransferase activity; GDP-Man:Man(1)GlcNAc(2)-PP-Dol alpha-1,3-mannosyltransferase activity. The record is from RefSeq and is a predicted model, not a curated record. Bases 100 to 1950 code for a protein of 616 amino acids. NCBI's taxonomy places the organism in Eukaryota, Fungi, Basidiomycota, Exobasidiomycetes, Exobasidiales, Brachybasidiaceae.